Lampris incognitus (smalleye Pacific opah) is the source of this 3596-nucleotide messenger RNA. It is a transcript of the gene ppm1aa, whose product is annotated as protein phosphatase, Mg2+/Mn2+ dependent, 1Aa. Gene Ontology annotation, cellular component: nucleus; cytosol. Gene Ontology annotation, molecular function: magnesium ion binding; protein serine/threonine phosphatase activity; manganese ion binding. The transcript is spliced from 6 exons. The record is from RefSeq and is a predicted model, not a curated record. Gene Ontology annotation, biological process: positive regulation of canonical Wnt signaling pathway; negative regulation of canonical NF-kappaB signal transduction; protein dephosphorylation. The coding region runs from base 374 to 1528 and encodes 384 amino acids. NCBI's taxonomy places the organism in Eukaryota, Metazoa, Chordata, Actinopteri, Lampriformes, Lampridae.
CUAGCUAGCAAGCUGUCAAAGCUGUCAAGUGGAGAGGCUGAGGCUAACGUUUCGGCUUCUCUCAAUUUGGCCACAACAGCUCCGGCCCAAGAUUGAAUUAGAUAAUUAUUUAUAAUAUAAACUGCGUCGCCAGUCGAGAAAAGUAAUGCAUCCCUGGUUUACGCAGAACAGGGAGUUCCGCACUUUCACAAAUUAUAUGCACUGAGUUUGGGAGUCGACUGCUAGCUAACUAGCUAGCUAACUUAGCUAACCGCAGCCCCCCUUUCAUCUCGACGGCGUACCCUCUUAACUGUGGCCACUCGGCCCUUGUCAGCGUCGCAGUUUUUGUCGUCGUUAACCGAUCUCCUGUACAUUAGGUUAUAAGAGGGACACAAUGGGGGCGUUUUUGGACAAGCCAAAGAUGGAAAAGCACAAUGCCCACGGUGAGGGUAACAACCUGAGUUAUGGUCUGAGUAGCAUGCAAGGCUGGCGAGUUGAGAUGGAGGAUGCACACACAGCUGUAAUUGGUCUGGCUCAUGGUCUUGACCUCUGGUCCUUCUUUGCGGUGUAUGAUGGGCAUGCCGGCUCCCAGGUUGCCAAAUAUUGCUGUGAGCACCUCCUGGAGCACAUCACCAGCAACCCAGACUUCCAGAGUGCUCUGCAGGAAGAACCCUCAGUGGAUAGUGUGAAGAAUGGAAUCCGUACAGGUUUCCUCCAGAUUGAUGAACACAUGAGGACCAUCUCCGAGAAGAAGCAUGGUGUGGACCGCAGUGGCUCCACUGCGGUAGGAGUGAUGAUAUCCCCAGGGCACAUCUACUUCAUCAACUGUGGAGACUCACGAGGACUCCUCAGCCGGGGUGGAACUGUGCAUUUCUUCACACUGGACCAUAAGCCCAGUAACCCUUUAGAGAAGGAGAGGAUCCAGAAUGCUGGUGGCUCAGUCAUGAUCCAGCGUGUUAAUGGGUCUUUAGCCGUAUCACGGGCUUUGGGAGACUUCGACUACAAGUGUGUCCAUGGAAAGGGCCCCACAGAGCAGCUUGUCUCACCUGAGCCUGAGGUGUAUGCAAUAGAAAGGUGUGAGAAGGAAGAUGAGUUCAUUGUGCUCGCUUGUGAUGGCAUCUGGGAUGUCAUGGCAAAUGAGGAACUGUGUGAGUUUGUCAGGUCAAGGCUAGAAGUGACAGAUGAUCUUGAAAGAGUCUGCAAUGAAAUCGUAGAUACCUGCUUGUACAAGGGAAGUCGGGACAAUAUGAGUGUUGUGUUGAUCUGUUUUCCAGGAGCUCCAAAAGUAUCUUCUGAAGCUGUAAAAAGGGAGGUGGAACUGGAUAAAUACCUAGAGGGCAGAGUGGAAGAGAUCAUCAAGAAGCAGGGUGAUGAAGGAGUACCGGAUUUGGUCCAUGUGAUGCGGACAUUAGCAUCUGAGGACAUCCCAAAUCUCCCUCCUGGAGGAGAGCUAGCAAGCAAACGCAGCGUCAUUGAAGCAGUGUACAACAAACUCAACCCCUACCGGAGUGAUGACACAGACUCAGCGUCCACAGAUGAUAUGUGGUAACACAACCCCCUACCACUAACACAGCAUAGAGUUUACAAACCGCCACCCUCUCAAGACCCACAGCAGCUCAGCUCAGCAGUCCGUCUCCGCCACUCUGAGCGUUCGGUUUCUAAGAAGGGAAUUUCAUGGGAGGAGAAAGAGGAAAAAGGAGAUGCGUGCACACAAACCUGGAGUAGUGCAGCACCGGUCCACUCUGGAGUUCAGGAUCCCCCACCGUCUUGUCUCCCCUUUGUGUUUAUCCUACCUAAUACCUCCAACCCCCUAACACCCCUCCCCCUUACAGAAAAAAAGCAAUCCAUAAUGAGUGAGUUCACCAGGUUUUUUUUAAAAUAAUCAGCUUAAAGAUUUUCUUCCCUGUAAUUAAUUUGAUUCACAUUUCCGUGUGUUGUAUAUUUCUGUUUUUGUGAAGUGCAAUUGUCCUGUACAAACAGCCUGUAUUUAAUGCAGCUUGAUUUUAAGUUAAAAAAUGAAAGAAAUGAAAAAGAGAACCUUUUUAUGCACUAUCUGCCUUUUUCCUGCUCUUCUGGAGUUCUAACAAAUGUUUAUUCAGUGAAUAUUACGGUUUGUCCUCCAGGUGCUCUGUCUUUCAGCAUUUUUUUUUGGAAGUUUCUCUUUGCUCCUUUAAGAAACGGGUAAAUUGUAUAGGUUGACAGCACAGUAAGCUCUCUAUAUAAACCAUUCAAAUCCUAAAUAUUUUCUUUUUUUUCUCCUGUGCUUUUUUUAAAUUUUUUUUUAUUGUAUUUUAUUUUUGUACAUGGUUUUCUGUACAUGCUCAAUAACGGCAAAGGGUUUCUCGGUUGUGUCGGAAAUCAAGAGUUGGGUGGGGGGGGACCACCUCCUCAAGGCGGAUGAUGGAAAAGGAGUUGUCUAUGUGGUGUAAAGAAAGCUUGGCGAGACCUCCGUUUAACAUUUGCCACGUUAGUUUGUGUGCAAAUAGAUGUGUACAUGCGUGCAUGGGUGCUUUGUGUGUAUGUAUGCGUGCACAUGCGUUUCAUGUAUAGGUAGAUCUGUGUGGGCAACUCCAACUUGGCUUUGCUGCGGUAGUUCAAGCUACGAAUUUCAGUUUGCAGGCUGGAGCUUACAGCGACUGCUCCACCAGUGCUCACCCAUCGGUACACCACCCUUCAGACAUCUUUUCCAUAUCAAGACAGUUAAGUCCAUCACUGCUACUUCUUCCAAAAAGGGUUUUGGAUAACACAGUUUACAUGCUGUCAUACUAUUUGAACAAUACAGUGCUAUACAUCAUAUCGAUACUGUCGUCUCUGAUGACACCGGUAGUCCAGUUUAACACAUGGCGUAUGAUGAUUUUUAAAGUCACUAGUCAGGGCCUUGGCUUAUUUACACACCAGUCCUCAUAUUUGAAUAUUAUUUUCCUGAAUAAACAUUGUUAUGCCCAAUGUGGGUGCCAAUAUAUUCUGAUCACUCGUUUCAGCUUUAUCACCUCCUAUGCCAAGUCUUUUUUUUUUUUGUUUCAUGAGAUACAGAUUUUGUUUUUUGGUACAUGGAGUUUGGGUCAUAUCUCAACAUCACCUGCUUCUUUCACUGUUAUGAUCUGUUCAAGCACUGACUAUUAUGGAGAAAAUUGACAUUGACCUUUUAAAGGGAGGAGAAAACGUCUCCUAACUUCGAGGUGAUUCUUUUCAGAUGGUCUUUUUUUUUGUACUUAUAAACCAAGAACAAAUCCACUAAACGCGAUGAGGUCUCCUGGUUGUAUAGCACUUUUAUUUUUAUUUUUCCCAUCAUGUUGGCCCUGCUAUGAACCCUCCCCCACUGCACCAGAAGCCAGAGCACAAUACAGUUUGCUGCUACAGUGUAUGAUCUAUGGGUUGAUUUGCAGUUUUUAUUUUUCUUCUUCACCCCCCCCCCCUUUAACCACGAACGGUCACUGAUAAAAUCUGUAUUUAAAGACACACAGUAGAUAUAUUUCUUAAAGAGAAAUGGUUUUAUUUCAGAUUUAUUUUCUUCCACUUAUUGUCUAAAAUUGCAUUGUUUGAACUUUAUCUGUGUAUAUAUAUAUAUGUAUUUUUGACAAACGUUAAAAAAAAUAAAUCAUGUCGCUUGACUUAGC